Molecule: messenger RNA, 1260 nt
Organism: Histoplasma mississippiense
Lineage: Eukaryota; Fungi; Ascomycota; Eurotiomycetes; Onygenales; Ajellomycetaceae
Product: 60S ribosome subunit biogenesis protein NOP53
Exons: 3
Coding region: 1-1260 (419 amino acids)
Biological process (GO): rRNA processing; ribosomal large subunit assembly
Cellular component (GO): nucleolus
Molecular function (GO): 5S rRNA binding
Source: RefSeq, a predicted model, not a curated record
AUGGCGACUACAAUCGGGGCACCCCAUCAAUACAAGCAGCCUUCCCGAAAAGGCAAGAAAGCAUGGAGAAAACAUGUGGAUAUGACUGAGGUCGAUGUAGGCCUACAAAGAGUACGAGAAGAAGAAAUCGAAGGGGGUGUCAUUGCGGAAAAGUCAUCCGAGGACCUUUUUGUUCUAGACUCCAAAGGCUCAGACGAACUCCAACGAAAAGUCAGAAGUAUAAAACUCCUGAAGUGCGAUGAGAUACUUGCCCAGCGUUCUGCAAUCCCUUCAAUUGAUAAUCGCAAGCGGGGAAGCUCUAAAGUUACAGACGGGAUAACUGAACCUAAAAACAAGCGGACAAAGAGCGAUUGGGUUGCUCACAAAGAGUGGAUGAGGUUGAAGCAAGUUGCGAAAGAUGCCAAUCUGCUGGAACACGACGAUAACAGAGUAAUAUCGCAUGACCCUUGGGGUGAGGACGUCGCUCCUGAAUUCGCGGAGGAAACGAAAUUUAAUUUCCUCGAGAAGCCUAAACCAAUUGUUGCACCUCCAACAACAAAACUACCGCCACUGUCAUUGGCAGCCAACAGAAAGCCUGUGCCAUCAAUAAAAAGCCCAGAUGCAGGAAUAAGUUAUAACCCGUCAUUUGAAGAUUGGGACCGCCUUUUAACAAUGGAGGGUCAAAAAGAAGUUGAGGCUGAGAAGAAACGUUUAGAAGAAGAGAAGGCAGAACAGGAGAGAUUGGCACGAAUCGAAGCUGCGAAAGAUGACAACGGACAGGCCCGGUCGGAUGAUGAGAGUGCUUGGGAGGGAUUUGAGAGUGAAUAUGAAACCGCUGAAUGGCUUAAGAAAAAGAGACCGGAGCGGAAAACUAAGGCUCAGCGCAAUAAGAUAAAAAGGAGGAAAGAGGCUGAGAGGAAAGCAAAAUGGGAGGCGCAGCUCAAAAAAAGAGAAGAACAAGCUGCCCGAGCGAAGGCGAUAGCUGAGGCGGUCGCGGCGAAAGAAGAAGCCGAGAAACAAUUGAAAAAGGCCGAUGAUGAAUCGUCAGUAGAAGGGGACGAUCGAAUUCUGCGGAGAAGGCCUUUUGGGAAAAACCCGGUCCCUGUAAAACCUUUGGAGAUUGUUCUGCCGGACGAACUGCAAGACUCUCUACGUUUAUUGAAGCCUGAGGGCAACCUGCUUGGAGAUAGGUUCCGGAAUCUCAUUGUUCAAGGCAAACUUGAAGCGAGGAACCCGGUUCCCCUCAAUGGGAAGGCGAAGAGGGAUUAUACAGAGAAAUGA